Molecule: messenger RNA, 1290 nt
Organism: Exophiala mesophila
Lineage: Eukaryota; Fungi; Ascomycota; Eurotiomycetes; Chaetothyriales; Herpotrichiellaceae
Exons: 3
Coding region: 1-1290 (429 amino acids)
Source: RefSeq, a predicted model, not a curated record
AUGACUUCUCUCGGAUUGGACCCUCCAUCCUACGAGGCCCGCUUCCAGGAUUACCUCCCUCAUAUCACUUUACCGCUCCUCGCAAUCUUUUCAUUUACCUGUCCGCCUUUCGCAGGCCGCGGCAUUCUGUUUGCAACUCUGAUUGCGAUUAACUACUUCGCUUUAUUUUUCUCUCCAUGGCCUCCAAAUGUCUACGAAACUCGAAACAUGCGGUACGGAAUGACAAGUGUAUGGCUCUUCGUCCUUCCGAUAUUUGAAAGGCUCCUCCUUCAUGUGCCGGAACGUGACUUCUGGCAACUUGAAGAUGCUGGCCCGAUUGAGAAUCGACAUCCACCACCGUGGACGUGGCGAAAAGUCCACUGGGCUAUUUCUCUUGCAGCCACACCCAGGGGCGUCGGUUGGAACUUCGGAGGCCGCAGGGUCAAUGCUGCACGAUUGGCUCUGAAGGAGGCUGGCAAAGGAAGAGCAGCGUCGGUACGGGACUCACUGAUACAGACCACAAUUGCAUAUCUUGCUUUGGAUGCGACCAUUAUCCUAGCCAAGAGUGCCCCAAUUCCUGUUGGCUGGAGAUUUAACUUGUCCACCAUCGCCGACAUUGUUGUUGCAGAGGUUUACAUGUUCGCAGCAGUGUACUUUGCAAUGGGUCUGCAGUACAGCUUUGUCGCCACAAUCGCUGUUGGCCUUGGGCUUAGCCCACCAGAGAACUGGGUCCCAUUAUUUGGCAGUUUUUCAGACUGCUACACGAUUUCCAACGUUUGGGGGAAAUUUUGGCACACUUACAUUCGUCAGCCGGUGCUUGGUAUUAGUCAUACUAUAACCGAAAGUCUUCGGAUCCCACCACGGUCGAUAAUCGCAUAUCUCAUUCAUCUUACCACCGCUUUCAUCAUCAGCGCAUUCUUCCACAUCAUAAGUCUCAAUUCAAUUCGCAGUGAUAACAUCUCACUUCAGGAGCUGAUUAGGAACAUGUUGGUUUUCUUCAUGGCUCAGCCAAUUGGGACAGUGGCGGAAGCUCUGGUUAUAGAUUACUAUCAACGCUGCGGAUCUGCUGAACGAAUGCCAGACGCCGGAAGAGGGAUAAAAAAAUCGUCUUCGCGAACCUCUCUGGCAGUCGAAAGACCACCACGGCUCAUGUUUCGUGUGAUAGGGUAUAUUUGGGUACUCUGCUGGUUUAGCUUCACCGGAUGGUGGUUCACCAAAGGCUACAUCGCCCUCGGAGCGCGGGACUGGCCAGUGCCAUUCUCCUUUUGGCGUUCCAUAUUUGGAAGAAACGCUGUGAUCAGAGAAAAUUAG